AAGGUGCUGGUGAAGGCGGCCUACAACCCCAGCCAGGCCGUGCCCUGGAACGCGCUCAAGGUGCAGACGCUCCCCAACCAGGUAGCGACCCCCGGGACGCCGUCCCCGCCGCUGCUGCACGUGGCCUCGCUGGGGCAGAAGCAGGGGAUCCUCGGGGCGCAGCCCCAGCUGCUCUUCCAGCCUCCCCGCGUCCCGCGGCUCUUCCCUCAGAAACCAGUGAACGUCUUCUCAGCGCCCCCGUCCCUUCCCCUGGGACACCCAGGGAGAUACCCGGGCCGAGGACCGAAGGGCUGGAACGACCCCGGCAGGUGGGACGACUUCGACUCGAAGAAGCGGAAACAGAAGGGUGCCGAGCCCUGGGCCGUGAAGAAGCCUCGCCAUGAGCUGCCCCAGUAUCGGGUGCACUUUGCCCACUACGCCGUGGACAGCCCCUUCUGCGACGCCAUGGAGAUGCCUGGUGUCCUCCCUGUGCUGCUGCUCUCCUCCCCGGGCCUCGAGGAGUUUUACCGCGCCUGCUUGUCCUACAUCGACGAUUCCAGCGAGCAGAGGGAGGCUCCCGAGCACCCCACAAAACAAAUCAAGUUCCUGCUGGGAAAGAAGGAGGACGAGACGGUGCUCAUCGGCGGCGAAUGGUCCCCGUCGCUGGACGGGCCGGAGGGUGGUCCCAUGGUCCUUGUUCGCACGGCCAUCCGCUGCACCAAGGCUCAGGCUGGGCUGGACCUGAGCAGCUGCACCAAGUGUGAGGAGUGCGGCGUCUCCCGGUUUGUCCGCACCGGUGCUCCUGGAGCGCUCGAGGCGCCCCGAGGACCGCCUGCCAAAAGCGAGCCUGGGAACACGGAGGCAGAGAGGCCGGCAGGCAGCGAGGCAGCCGCAGCGGGGGGGGAGCAGGAGAGCAGCAAAAGUGAGUGCAAAGGAGAUCCCAAGGAGUCUCCGGACGACCUGUGCGUGCUGAGCCUGGAGGACGGCCUGCUGCUGCUCCGGGAGGAGGAAGAGGAGGAGCUCGGCAGCGAGGCAGCCGCAGCGGGGGGGGAGCAGGAGAGCAGCAAAAGUGAGUGCAAAGGAGAUCCCAAGGAGUCUCCGGACGACCUGUGCGUGCUGAGCCUGGAGGACGGCCUGCUGCUGCUCCGGGAGGAGGAAGAGGAGGAGCUCGGUGCCAAGCUGGAAGAUGCUGAAGUGAGAUCCCCUGCGUCCAACCAGUCGGAGAUGGAGUUCUCCUCCCUCCAAGACGUGCCCAAGGACCUGGAUCCGAGCGCCGUGCUCCCACUGGAUGCCCUCCUCGCCUUCGUGUACUUCGAUUCCAACUUCUGCGGCUACCUGCACCGGAGGGACCUGGAGAAGAUCCUGCUGACGCUGGGGCUGCACCUCUGCAAAGAGCAGGUGAAGUGCCUGGUGAACCGCGUGGUGACGCAGUACGUGUGCCAGUACCGCAACCUCCGCUACGGCCGGCACGACGGCCCGGAGGCAGCAGGCGCCGAGCGCGGCCCGGAGGAGCAGCAGCUGGGAAACCUCCCUCUGCUGCCUCCUGCCCGGCCGCCAGCCGCGGUCUCCCCUCCGCCGCCGGCGGAUGCGGAGCAGGGAGGCCUGGUCUCCCACAAGGGCACGGUGCUCAACGUGGGGAAGCUGCUGGAGAAGGCGGAGCAGGCGGAGAGCAGCCGCCUCUAUCUGGAGGGCAAAAUCCACACGCUGGAGGUCAAGCUUGAGGAGAGCCAGAGCCGCCUGGCAGCCACCGAGUCGACCAACAGAGCCCUCGCGGCCGAGCUGCGCGACGUGCAGCGGCGCCUGGCCGAGGUGGAGGAGCAGGCGAGGGUGUCCGAGAGGCAGAAAUCGCAUUUCCAGCGGCUCUUGCGGGAGCACCGAAAGCGCCUGGGCCCCGUGCAGCAGGAGAUCCAGAGCAUCCUCGAGAAGACCGAUAACUGCUUGGAACAGGACCUUCCUUCCUCCAACUGA
This is a messenger RNA of Tinamus guttatus (white-throated tinamou), 1947 nucleotides long. Lineage: Eukaryota; Metazoa; Chordata; Aves; Tinamiformes; Tinamidae. The record is from RefSeq and is a predicted model, not a curated record.